GUCGUUCUGUAAAUUUUACGAAUGAUCGUGAAUAAUUUUCUGCAAUUUUUUUUGAAUCAAUAUGCUGAGUUUAGUAAUGUGCACUGAUGAUGAAAUUCAUGAAAGUUCCAAGAAGGUUCUGAUCUAGUUCAGCAUUGCACUGAUCGCAUUCUAGUGCAUCACUGAAUAACAUCAUGUUUUGCACUGAAUAAACUGAUGUUUCUAUUGUGAUAAAGGUUUCCUAGGUUGCGCUGAAUAUUUCUCAGCCUAUGGUUUGUGGAUGUGCUUUUGCUCUGUGAUUGUUUAGUUUUGCAGUGUUAUUCAUUAUUCAGGUUUUGCUUUAAAUUUUUCUGUGAUAAAAUGUUUUGUCGAUGAAAGUUUUCCUGGACAGUUAACUUUUGUGAAUCAAUUAGUAAAAAUGGAUGUUGAUCCCAGUUCUUCUCCUCCUCUUGACGAAAGCACGCUUGACGAAGAAAAUCAUGGAGAAAAUUCCAAUUCAAUGCCCGGUUCCACUGAACAAGUUACGGAAAGCGGCACUUCCAUAGACUCUGAAACUUCCGAAUUAUGGCUUGAAUUCAAGUGUGUUUUCUGCAAUCAAGAUCUUAAAAAUAUAACUAGACCUAAAUUAUUAUCGUGUCUACAUACUGCUUGUGAAUCUUGUUUAACAUCCGAAUCGAACAAUUCGGAAUCGGCUGCAUCAUCAUCUGUAUCAGGUCGAAAUAAGCAACCUGUAAAAAAAAGAUCUAGGAAAGGAAAAACACACCUUGCAUGUCCAGCUUGCUCUCAAGAAAUAAAUGUUAAUGAAACUGUGGACCAUCUUUUUCUUGUUGAAUAUGUACAGAACUCUGAAAACUUGCCUGAAGAGUGUAGUUAUACAUGUAGUUGUGAAGAAGGUGCUGAGGGGACUUCUUUUUGUAUGGAAUGCCAAGAAUGGCUUUGCGAGUCUUGUGUUACUGCUCAUAGACGAGUCCGUGUCACCAAAGAUCAUAUUGUACGACCUAAAGAAGAAAUGGAUGGAGAAAACAUAGCUAAUCGUAACCAGAAAUAUCUUUUUUGUCCUGUACAUUCCCAUGAACAAUUAAGGCUUUAUUGUGAAACCUGUGAUAAAUUAACUUGUCGUGAUUGUCAGCUGAGUGAUCAUAAAGAACAUAAAUAUCAAUUUCUUGAGAAGGCUUGUGAAGAUGAAAGAGGUUUAAUUGAAGAACUGUUAGUUAAAAUCAAAGAAAGACAGGAAAGCUUGGAAGCAGCUAGUGAAAACUUGAAUAGAAGAAAUGAAGAGAUCAAAGAGCGAGAGAAAGUCAUUACUCAGGAAAUCAAAACAUUUGCUGUUAAAUACAUUACAGAUAUAAAUAAGAGAGCAAAAGUAUUAUUGCAAGAUUUGAAUAAAGUCUGUACAUCUAAAAAGAACGAAUUGAGUGUUAAAAACCAAGAAUUAAGUGGUGUAUCAGAUAGGUUGAAGCACUGUCAAAAAUUUGCAGAAGCUGCAAUGAGUCUUGGAAGUGAAACUGCUUUGGUUUAUAGUAAGAAACCUAUUAUGAACCAGCUGAGACGAAUUCUAAGGCAUCGUUGUGAAGUUCCUAACUCUAAUCAAGUUAUAGAUAUGUCAUUUGAAUUUGAAUCAAGCUUCUUGACAAAUUACAUUAGUACCAUUGGUAAAAUAUUGCUGGAUAAACAACCUCUUCCUGGAUCUGCUAAUCAAAAUAUUAUGUUGCCUAUGCCAAAUACAAUCUGCCAAAGUUCAAUUCCUAAUCCCUCCCCUCCUGUUCGACAACAGCCACAAAUGCAGAUGAACACAAAUCGUCAAGUUCAAGCUCCCUUAGCACCACCUAUUCAGCAAAUGCAUCAUCAACAGGUUGCCUAUGGCCAACCUCAAGUUACCUCUUCCACUGAUAUGGCUCGCAAUCAUAAUAACAUGCGUCAAGUUAAUAACGCUCCAAGAAUGACUUAUCGCAAUAAUGUGCGACAAACUCUUGUGCAAAAUCCUCAACAAAACUUUAAUAUUCAAAAUAAUGCUACAUUUCAACAGCAGCGUCAAGUUCACCAGCAGCAGCCUCAAAUGAGACAGCAGCAACAAAUACAAUCACAGGUUCAGCAACAAAGGAUACAACAGCAACAACAUCAGCUACAACAACUACAGCAGCAGCAACAACAACAACAGCAGCAGCAACAACACCAACAACAACAGCAGCAACAACAACAGCCUCAACAACAGCAAUAUAGCAAUAAUAAUGUGCAAUUACCCAUGCCAUUGAGACAAAACAAAAGUUUAUCUGUUACAGCUGUACCUGUUGCAGGUCCUUCUCCAAGUAAACAAAGAGCCAUUGCUCCAAGAUCAAACAUGACUGUGUCAAGCCCAUCAGUUCGCAGUAAUCCACCACCUCAGAAUAAUGCCCCUCAAGUAAUUGUAUUAGAUGAUCAACCCAAUCAGAAAACUAUGUCAAAUACUUCCAGACUAUCACACUUUCCUAGUAGUAUAGCAGCUACACUUGCUGCUAAUCCAAGUCUUCAAAUUCAACCUGCUUAUAAUAAUAAUUCAAAUGUUUUGAAUCCCCAGUCUUCCUUUCUUGUAAGAUUACAGCCAAACACACCUACUCAAACUGCAACUGUUGUAGUCCCAAGUAGUGCGAGUACAUUGAAUGUUAUAGCAUCUAAUCCAACUAUUCAAUCUGUAUUCAGCACAGUUCCUAGAAAUGCUCCACCUACAUAUGCUGCUCAUAUUCAAACUAAAAAUGUAUUUUUGACAUCUCAACCUCCAUCAACUGCUGCUAAUCCGAAUACCAUCAACGUAUUACGACAAUAUAUAAAUAAUCAACCUGCAUCCAUCAAUAUUCCCAAAACUGAAACUUCAUCUGUGGGAAAUGCAUCAAAAGUUGACCUACCUGAUAGGUUUCCAGAAUUGUGCAAAACUCUUCUUAGUUCUUCCGAAGAAACUUUAAGUGUAUCAGAAACUUCUUCCGCUCCCAAAGCAGCUCCAUCUCCAGUCCCUUUUAGCGGUCUCUUUGCAUCAGAAGCGAAAAACAAAAAAGUGACCAGAAAGCUCAGUUCCUCUUCCUCAGACAGUUUGCCUUCAUUGGAUUCUUUUUUCAGUGUUGUGAACAGUAAAUCUCAAGGAUCAUCAGCUCCUAGUUUGGAUGAAAAAAGUUCAGAUAAUGAUAGUGAUGAUGCUGAUAAGAACAAUGGUGCUAAUAGCAGUAAUGAUGUUGCUACAACAAGUGCUCCUUCUGCUACUGCCUUAAUUGAUUCUGCUACUCUAAGUCAAACUUUUGAAGAGAGUUGUAGGACAGAUCCUAAUGAUGAUUACUGUGCUGUCUGUAAAGAUGGUGGUACUAUUGUUUGUUGUAGUAAAUGUCCUAAAGUCUUUCACUUUGCCUGCCAUAUUCCACCAAUAAGUAGUCAAGUUACCGAUGAGGAAGAUUGGACUUGUGCACUUUGUAAAGAUGCUUUAAGAGAGCCUCCACCUGAGGAAGGCAAGAGGCAAACUAUGGGAUUGAAAGGCAAAGAAUUGCUAAUUUGUGAAAGAGUUCUUUUAGAAAUAUACUGUCAUCCCAACAGCUUACCGUUUCAUGAAAGAGUUUCUAAAAAGGUUCCUAAUUAUUAUAAAAUAAUUAAACAUCCAAUGGAGCUUUCUACUAUUCGAACUAAAAUAUCACCAUCCAAUUUUGAACAUUAUGAAAAAGUUGAACAAUUUCUAGAUGAUUUGAUUCUUAUGUUAACAAACUGUUACACUUUCAAUGGGUCUCUAUCAACUUUAUAUGCUACUGCCAAACAGAUUGAAGUUUUUCUUUUGAACAUGCUCAAAAAAUAUUUACCUAAUUUUGUGGAUUACAUGUCAGAAAAACUAAAGCCUUUUCAAGUAUCAGAAGAUUGAGUUUGUAUACACUGUCAUUCAUAUCAGUGUAUGACAGUGGUGAUAUGAGUGACAGUGUCAUAUUAUCUCCACUGUCACCACAAAUCAUAUAUUUGUAUAUCCAUUAACAUUGUCUAUAUCCAUUUCGUUUACUCCCUUUUUUAUAACUAUUACACUGUUAAACAAGGUGUAUGUUCUUCUUUCAGUAAGUCAUGUUUUUCAAAUUUUGGUUUGGGAGGUUCUGUAGAAGAAUAAGACAUUAAAAUUACUCCACAAUUAAAAAAUUCAGAAUCUCAAAACUCAAUUUGCAAUAAUUGUUCAAUACUUUUCCAAGAUAAAUUUUGAAAUUCUAGUAUUAAAAGAAUGUUAAAUUAAUGCUUAUAAUGCUUAAAAGGAAUAUCGAAUUCUAAAACAUUACACUGUUUAUAAAGUUUUAAGUUUAAAGAUAUUUUGUGAAAACUAUAUUAUUUGUAAAGACCUUUAGAACAUUUUUUUUCUGUACCAGUAAAUGCCUAACUAUUUCUUACAUUCAUAGUUAGUAGCUUCCCUGAAAAAAAGCCACCAAAGUAUAUUGGUAUCCACCUACUUUUAAAUAAGGCUUCUGUUUCAGAAUUAUCUUGGUGAAAGUGUUUCCCAUUUUUAUUGCUUAUAGCUUACAUAAUUUUUGGGAAAAAUAUAAAUGCACUGUCAUAAAAUUAAUUUUUAAUGACGAGAAACUUUUUUUAGUGACCUUUUUUCUUCAGAAACUUGUUAUCUAUUAGGGUUGCCCGAAUAAAAAGUGGUAAAGUGCAGCAGUGUAAAGAAAUAGUAGUGAUAGCAAAAUUACAUUUCGGGUUUUAAUUUAAGGUUGAAACGCAACACAGGCUGUGUGUAGCUGAUUAAUUAGUUCACAAGAGAGCAUUUAAAGUGAAUGUAAAGUUGUUUUCAGAAUGGAACUUCUGUUAGUAGGGUGAUUUUUAAUGACAAAAGGUGAUUGCACUAUUAACUUACUUAUAUCGAACAAAGUGCUGCAUAAGAUGACAAAAAUUGUAAAUUUUCUUUUACCUCUUAUUUCAUCAACAGCAGCAAUUAAUUCAUGGCAUUUGCGUUUCCUCUGUCUUUUCAGAUCUGAUAUUGAUGCAGGGCUUGACAAAAACAUUUACACCAUUAGAUCAAAUUUUUGCCUUUUAUAAUUAAUCAACUGACAUUCAACAUGUUAUGCUAACCUUCUGCCAUUAGAAAUUAUACUGCUGUGCCUUGUACUGUUCUGGAUAUGCCUAUUUUAGUAAAAAAUUUUGCUGGCAUAAAAUGCAUCUGAAAAAAAAACUCAAGUAGUUCUAAUAAUAUUUAUUAAAAUAACUCUUGUUGUCAUUUAUAACUCUUGUUAUCAUUUACUUGUUGUCAAAGAUAUCUUUAAAUAAAAUUACAUUUUUAGAAAUUAAUAAAAAUUAGUGUAAGUUUAAAUUAUCCCCAAGAGAAAAAAAACUUAUUAGAACUGCUUGAUUCUUUUAAACUAAGUUAUUUGCAUUUAUCGUCUGCAAACAUGUAUGGUGAAAUUGCCCAAUUUUACAUUCUUAUUAGAUGUUCUGACGUGAGCUGGUUAAUCGGUUAGACACUAGCUGUCUUACUAAGGCUACUGUAUUUUUGAUGCUAUCAAGAGUGUCAACUUUUUAUUUGAUCAAUUCUUACAAAAGAAUGCCCAUUAUAUAUUUAAUGAGAGACAGAUACUUAAUUUUUGUCUUUCAGUGUUAUUAGAUAAUAGUUUUAUGUAUGUUUUUCGUACAUUUUUCUUUUUUGAUUGUGUGAUUUGCCGAUAGCUGAAAACUGAUUUCAUUUUAAUGAAAUUGAAUGAUGGUUACUAGUAAAUUUAAUCGAACAACAUUUUUUUCUCACUUUUUAUUGUGAGAGUUUUAUUGCUGCAUUUUAAAAAUUUUCCCAAAAAAUACAAAUAUUAUAGUUUUGCUAAAACUAUAAGUUUUAUUAAGUUGUGUUUACAAUAAAUCAUAUUGUUCAUAAUCUGUAAAUAAGUUCCUGCAGUUAAAAUAUGUUCUGUAUUAAAAACAAUUUAAUUAUUUUUUGCAGUGAUGGGGUUUGCGGUGCUUGUAAAUCCACUGUAUUAAGAAAUAACUGUUGUCAUCAGUUUUUAGUUGUUUUUUAUUAAUACUUAUAAAACUCAACAUCAUCAGUUUAUUUUCCCUGUGCAAAAAAUUUCUCAUAAAAGUAGUACAAAGAUUAUAUUUUUCUUAAAACUGUGACCUUCAUUUAGUUGAGUUAAGAAUUAACCAUUGUAUUGCUUAUAACAAUUAACGUGUGUCUGAUGUAAAAAUUUGUUCUGUAUUUCUUUUUUUUUAGGAAAGAAAGUUGUAAAAUAAUAUUUUAUUUUCAGUGUUUGGGUUUGUAAUGUUUGAAUUUAACGCAAGUUUACUUUUGUUUAAAAAUAAAUGAUAUAUUUGUUUUUUUUUUAAAAUUCUUUUUGGCAAAACCCAGUAUCUUUACUUUUUUUAUUUUCUAUAUGCAAAAAAUUUCUCUUAAAAGUAGUUCAAAAAUUAUAUAUAUUAUACUAUCCUUAAUUACUCACAGUAUAUGAAUAAGUGUCAAAAAAUGUAUAUUAAAAAAAUUAAUAAGUAAAAUUUUAUUCUAUAUUUAUAAGUACUUAAGCUUAAUAUUUUUUGGCAUAUUUAUAUUUGUGGUGUAUAAAUAUUUCUUUGGAGUAUUUAUAUUUUAAAAACAGUUGACUUUCCUUGAAAAUGACUUAUUUCAAUUCUUUGAUUUGUUAUUAAAUUCUUUUUUUUGCAGAAGAGAAAAAAAUUAGAGACAAAUUAGUUAUAAAUGCUAUUUUUUCAGUUUUACUUUAGUACAAAAUACAUAGUAUAUAUUUUUUAAGUUUAACAAAGAAAAAAAAAGGGUAUACAUAUUUUUUGCUAUAUGUCAUGUCAUGUCAUUUGUUAUGCUUACAGUCAACAUUAUGUUUAACCUUAUAGUGACAUUUUUAUCUUAAGAGUACAGCGUGAAUAAAGUUCCGCAAAGUUAUAAAUUUAAUCACUAAAUUGUUCUUCAUUAGUUUCAUGAAAAG
Messenger RNA from Parasteatoda tepidariorum (common house spider), 6878 nucleotides. RefSeq names its product E3 ubiquitin-protein ligase TRIM33. NCBI's taxonomy places the organism in Eukaryota, Metazoa, Arthropoda, Arachnida, Araneae, Theridiidae. Gene Ontology annotation, molecular function: zinc ion binding; protein binding. Gene Ontology annotation, cellular component: chromatin. The record is from RefSeq and is a predicted model, not a curated record.